AUGUUCGUUUAUUAUUUAUAUUUAGCACCUAUUGUAGCAUUAGUAUUAAUAUUAAUUAAUGUAGUAUUAGCAACAAGUAAUUCAUAUGUUGAAAAAGAUGGUCCUUUUGAAUGUGGAUUCACAUCAUAUUUACAAUCACGUUCAGCUUUUAGUGUUGCAUUUAUAUUAAUAGCUAUAUUAUUUUUACCUUUUGAUUUAGAAAUAUCAUCAAUAUUACCAUUUGUUGUUAGUGCAUAUAACAAUAAUAUUUAUGGUUUAUCAAUAUUAGUUAUAUUCUUAUCAUCAUUAGUAAUAGCAUUUGUAUUUGAAAUAAAUUUAGGAGCAUUAAAUUUAGAUAGACAAUACAAACCUAUAAUAAAACCAUUAAUAACAAAACUAUAUAUUCAUUGUUAA
Molecule: messenger RNA, 393 nt
Organism: Dujonia railenensis
Lineage: Eukaryota; Fungi; Ascomycota; Pichiomycetes; Serinales; Debaryomycetaceae
Source: the annotation of a GenBank genome assembly